Ciona intestinalis (vase tunicate) is the source of this 775-nucleotide messenger RNA. NCBI's taxonomy places the organism in Eukaryota, Metazoa, Chordata, Ascidiacea, Phlebobranchia, Cionidae. The record is from RefSeq and is a predicted model, not a curated record.
UUGUUUUAACAAAAUAUUAAAGGUCGUCUUUGAUAAGGCUUAUUUUAUUAAUUUUAGUUUAAUAAAAAGAAAUUAAAAAUAAGAAACCAUGAGUAAAGACAACGUUGAGGUUCCGAUGACAAGACAGUACGAGGAUAGCAGUUUACAGCACACUAACAUCAUGGAUUACAACUACGUCAGUCCUACUAUGGGAAAAGGUUGGAAAUGCAUAAUUGUGUUAACUUUUCUAAUUUCCUUUGGAGCUUUGGCGGUCGGUGUGUCGGCUUUUGUCGUGAAUUAUACACAACGGGGAAAGCUUGAAACCGCAUAUCGAAUUCACAUAGAAUCCCAAUUGAAGAAUCUUAGUAGAGAUAUUGGUUGGGUGCAAUUAUACAAUGGUUUUCAGUAUCUAGUCAAACAUGGUGGGAGUACCUAUUUUGAUGCUCGAAGAUACUGCAAAAGUAAAGGUGGUGACCUCGCAGUAUCGGGCAUGCAAGACAACAACACACGAGAAUACAUUUUAAAUAAUAUUCUGGAGCCGAAAACUCUGUAUAGUACUUGGAUAGGUCUAAACGACUUGAACGAGGAAGGUAGUUGGGUGUGGGUGAACGGGGAUCCUGUAACAAGAGAAAACUCAAAAUUUCACCCGGGACAACCAAACAAUUUUAACGGCAAUCAGCAUUGUGGAUACAUUAGCAAAAUUAACGGUCAAUUUGUGAUGGCUGACCAUUUCUGUGAAUCGCCAUUUUCUGCUCUAUGUGAACGACAUAUUCAAUAUAUUUAAUUACGAAGUUAA